CCUUGCGUAACUUGGUUUACGAUAAUGCACGUGACAUGUCAUGCAUGUGAUGAACGUGAAAUGCUCGCCACAAGCUGACACAGGAGCGUUGGCCAUCUUUGACCUGUCCGCACUGUCCGCAAUUGCUGCUGGGCUGAGUGUUCACACCGUCGCCUAAUUCUCAAGAAGUUGCAGGAGUUGGACCGGCCAGCGUUAUGGGAAGCCCAGAGGAGGCCAAGCCACUACUUAGUGACGAGUCCCAAGCAACAUGCUACUUCCAUAGCAGUGACGCUUCAUCCGCAAACGGUGAUGGCGUUCACCCCUGCACUAUGGACAUUGCGCUACAAGGCAAUGAUGAAGACACAUCCAACCCAGGAACGAUCGAUAUUCCGGAGACUGAAGGGACUAAAUUCAGCUUCCGUAAGUUGUGGGCCUUCACUGGGCCAGGGUUUCUGAUGAGUAUAGCCUAUCUGGAUCCUGGUAACAUUGAGUCGGAUCUGCAGUCUGGUGCAAUUGCAGAAUACAAACUUCUGUGGGUGUUGUGGUGGUCUACAGUUCUUGGUCUGGUCCUGCAGCUGUUAGCAGCAAGAUUAGGCAAUGCAACGGGUCGUCACAUGGCAGAGAUAUGCUAUCAGGAAUAUCCCACCUUCCCUCGUGUCCUACUAUGGAUCAUGAUGGAGAUUGCUAUCAUAGGAUCGGACAUUCAAGAAGUGAUUGGUUCAGCGAUAGCGAUCAAUCUCCUCUCCAACAACUUGAUUCCUAUUUGGGCAGGUUGUCUGAUCACCGGUGUUGACACGUUCACAUUCCUGCUUCUUGAGAACGCUGGUCUGAGGAAGUUGGAAGCGUUCUUUGGAGUUCUUUUGAUGACCAUGGGAAUCUCGUUUCUCUAUAUGUACAUCACGGUGAAGCCAGACCAAGUGGCUAUCCUAGAAGGCAUAGCUAUCCCAUGGUGCUCCAAUUGUAGCUCGGCGGCCAUACAGCAAGCUGUGGGCAUUGUGGGAGCUGUCAUUAUGCCUCACAAUAUCUACCUGCAUUCUGCUCUAGUAUUGUCCCGCAAAGUGCUCCACAAAAGGAAAGACAAAGUGAGAGAGGCGAAUAAGUACUACUCCAUUGAAUCAGCCAUCGCGUUGUUCAUGUCGUUCCUGAUCAACCUGUUUGUGGUAGCGGUGUUUGCGUCCGCAUUCUACGGCAAACCUAACCCCAGUCUCAAAGCUGCUGGUGGUUGGAUUCAAGACAGAUAUGGUGAAGUCUUGAAAAUUAUCUGGGGUGUCGGCUUGCUAGCUGCAGGUCAAAGUUCAACUAUGACGGGAACUUAUGCUGGACAAUUUGUUAUGGAGGGCUUUUUGAAGAUUCGUUGGCCCAAAUGGCGUCGCGUCUUACUGACCCGUUCCAUCGCCAUCGUGCCCACUAUAUUUGUGUCGGUGUUUGCCGUGGGGACGCUGGACGUCUUGGAUAACCUCCUGAAUGUCCUCCAGAGUAUACAGCUGCCGUUUGCGUUGAUUCCUGUCCUUCAUUUCACCAGCAGCACACGAAUCAUGGGAGACUUCAAGAACGGCAGAAUCACCAAAUUUGUUGUAUGGUGUUUGGGCAUUUCUGUCAUGGGCAUCAAUUUUUAUCUGGUUUAUCAAGAGAUAGAGGAUACCCCAGCCUGGGUUUACGUGGUCGUCAGUCUGGUUGGUGCCGUGUAUGCAUUCUUUGUUGGCUAUUUGGCAAUUGGGACUAAAAAUGUCUACAGAAUAAAGUACCGUCUACUAAGUUGGCUGAAGCGUACGCCAGAGGUCAGCGUUGGUGAAUGGACGUCAAGCAGGCCAAUAUAUGCACAGACACUGGCUGUUGAAGGCUGCUGUGAAGCGACAGUAGAAACCUAUACCCCUAUCACCCAACCCUCCGCUCCGCCGCUCUACAUGAUCUAAGCCAUGAUGGCCUUGGCACAAGGCUACCGUUACUGGGACGCUACAAAGCUUGCUUCACCUUUCGUGACCCGUUCGGAGCUCUUACUAACCGAUGGGCGAUGAGCGCUCAGGCAUGGAAGCAUGCCAGUAAUAGCUACCACAAUUGUCACCUUGAUCUCAAAAUGGGAUUGGUGUGUACCGGUAUAUGUUAAGCAGUUGCUGCUGCUUUGCACAUGUUCAUGAAGAAUUUGUUAAAGGGAAGAUACAACAUUUGCAAACAUCAACAAAACGAAAUGAUCAAAUUAUUACGAAAUACCGUACUAGAUUGUUAGGGAAUGACAGUCUAAAU
This is a messenger RNA of Patiria miniata (bat star), 2220 nucleotides long. RefSeq names its product metal transporter Nramp3-like. The transcript is spliced from 18 exons. The coding region runs from base 195 to 1892 and encodes 565 amino acids. Gene Ontology annotation, molecular function: manganese ion transmembrane transporter activity; cadmium ion transmembrane transporter activity; iron ion transmembrane transporter activity. The record is from RefSeq and is a predicted model, not a curated record. NCBI's taxonomy places the organism in Eukaryota, Metazoa, Echinodermata, Asteroidea, Valvatida, Asterinidae. Gene Ontology annotation, cellular component: membrane. Gene Ontology annotation, biological process: metal ion transport.